ACUGCCCAAGGAAAAACUGACAACGAGUAUUUAUGAAACAGCGAAAGCAUAACUCAGGGACUUAGAUGGUUACAAGCUAUUCGAAUGAUAUACACAAAACAAAAUUAAGGUAUGCUGCCUCCAAUGCAGUAAUGACUCCUCCAAGCUCAGAUGUCAAUCAUUCAGAGGGAAGGCCUGCACUUAAAAGGCAGAAAUCAGUGACAUCGCCAGCUGUAGCCCCACCAGGAUAUGUUGUGAUCCAACCUUACGAUGCCACUUACAAGAACUUUCCCUCAAAGAGAAAGGAGACGUCUUAUCACUACAGGGGAAGAACCAUCUCAUCUCCUGAGGGGUCCAUGGAGCUACUGAGGAAGUGCAUGCAGAAACACAUCAACAACACCCUGGUAGAGGCUAUCAAACCUUACAAAGAGCUUUUCGAAAAAGGAGCCCAGAAUUGCAGAGACAACUGUGGGGAGGAGGUGGACCCUGAUAGGUUGGUUCGCACUGCGAUCAGGCACUCACUGGAACAGUGUGGUAAGGAGAUGUACGGCCCUCUGGAUGUAUCCCUUGGGAGCAGCAGUGCCAGCAUGUUUAGGAAAGCUAAAAGGUCCCUGUCGAGUAGUGACGGUGGUGCGCCGGUGAACCAAGUAGUCAGGUUCAAAAGGCGAAAAGGCAGACCUCGUAUCUAUAAGCCGGUGUUCAGUGAAAGGUCUUACGGAUCUAGAUCUGUGAAGCAGGAGCCUGUCAGAAAAGAAGGACCAAAGUGGGAUCCAGAAAGACUGACCACAGAAACUAAGUUCAUCAUGGGGUCUCGGGCAAACAGAGCCAUGGGUCUUGGUGCCACAAGAGGGAGACUGUACUACAAGCAUCCAGACUUAUUCAAGUAUUCCAGCGACACAGAAGACAAGCAGUGGUUAUUUGAACGUCGACACAUGCCAGCAACCGGAGGAAAAGUGGUAGGUAGACAAAUUGGAAAAUAUUUGUUUUCAUCUAUGUAAAUUUAAAA
Branchiostoma floridae (Florida lancelet) is the source of this 985-nucleotide messenger RNA. RefSeq names its product deoxynucleotidyltransferase terminal-interacting protein 1-like. The record is from RefSeq and is a predicted model, not a curated record. Gene Ontology annotation, molecular function: nucleosome binding; DNA binding. The transcript is spliced from 12 exons. NCBI's taxonomy places the organism in Eukaryota, Metazoa, Chordata, Leptocardii, Amphioxiformes, Branchiostomatidae. Gene Ontology annotation, cellular component: nucleus. Bases 66 to 977 code for a protein of 303 amino acids.